Molecule: messenger RNA, 438 nt
Organism: Antrostomus carolinensis (chuck-will's-widow)
Lineage: Eukaryota; Metazoa; Chordata; Aves; Caprimulgiformes; Caprimulgidae
Gene: ZNF581
Product: zinc finger protein 581
Exons: 1
Coding region: 1-438 (145 amino acids)
Biological process (GO): regulation of gene expression
Cellular component (GO): nucleus
Source: RefSeq, a predicted model, not a curated record
AUGACCACCACCACCCACUACCUCCUCAUCGACAACCAAGGUCUCCCUUACACCGUUGUGGUGGCAGAACCUGAUCACUCCAGAACGUUCCGCCGUCUCUUCUCGUGUCCCGUUUGUCACCGGACCUUCGAGUACUUGUCCUACCUUCAACGUCACAGCAUCACCCACUCGGAGCACAAACCCUACGUGUGUCCAUCCUGUGGCAAAGCCUUCAAGAGAACGUCCCACCUCCAACGUCACAGGUACACCCACCUGGUCCGUAAACCCCACCAGUGUCCACUCUGUCCACGACGCUUCCGAGAUCCUGGAGAAUUGAUUCAUCAUCAACGUGUCCACACUGGAGAACGUCCCUUCCAGUGUCCCCAUUGUCACCUGCGCUUCGGGGAGAGGAACACGCUCCAGAGACACGUCAGGAGGAAACAUCUGCCAAGGUCCUGA